Malassezia globosa CBS 7966 is the source of this 741-nucleotide messenger RNA. RefSeq lists its product as uncharacterized. The record is from RefSeq and is a predicted model, not a curated record. The transcript has a single exon. The coding region runs from base 1 to 741 and encodes 246 amino acids. NCBI's taxonomy places the organism in Eukaryota, Fungi, Basidiomycota, Malasseziomycetes, Malasseziales, Malasseziaceae.
AUGGUCAAAGCACAUGUGCGAUCGCCACCCAACUCGAAGCUCAUUUCAUUAUAUUUAUUUGAUGCGGUAGCCAGACACGCACAAGAAAUUGUUCGUCGUCAUGGAGUCGGGUUUAUUUCAAAUAUACCGUCCUCUGAAUUGGCCACGAAUGCAAGCACAUUCCUACACGCAUUGCAGGACCCAGCAGCUCAGGUUGGCAUCGAUAGUUUGAAACAUACACCUGAAGAGCAGCGUGAAAAAGUUCGGAAAGUGAUUGAUAUUUGGGAUCGUGCCGGAACGUUUAGUGCGAAAAUUCUACAACAGAUUCGCGAUCAGACCACGUCACCUAACGGUGCGUCGUCCAAGCCCGUUGAGGAUAGAGGACAAGUCGCUCCCACAUCGUCAGGUCUCCCAGCCAACGUGUUGGAACUCCUCGGUCAAGUUUCGCAAAGACAGCAAGGAUCGUUGACGACAUCAGUGGCCCCAUCUGCUAAAGACACACCAACCUCAGCACCAUCCUCGCGUCGCUCCGAGAUGUCGCAAGCAGCCUUUCCUCAAGGUGGAUCUUUUCAUGACCGCAACUCUUUCUCCUCACCAGAAGCAUCAGCCUCUUCCUCUGAUACUGAGGCGAAAAAUGAUUUACGGGCCUUUGAUCAGGCCUCAUUUGACCCUACCAAUUCUGAGCACUGGGAACGCUUGUCGUAUCUCUGGAAGAACACGUAUAAGGCACGUUGCAUUUAUAUCCAUUCACUUUGUAUCUAA